Messenger RNA from Salvia miltiorrhiza (redroot sage), 1323 nucleotides. Its product is annotated as protodermal factor 1. NCBI's taxonomy places the organism in Eukaryota, Viridiplantae, Streptophyta, Magnoliopsida, Lamiales, Lamiaceae. The record is from RefSeq and is a predicted model, not a curated record. The transcript has 3 exons. Bases 181 to 1131 code for a protein of 316 amino acids.
CAAUAUGCAGUAGUAGUGUGUGAAGAGUUAAAUGAGAGUUUAAAUGCGCAGUGCACCACAACUAACCCCCAUACUUGCUUACCUGCUUCUAUUUACUUCCCUCUCUCACUUCUCUUUAAAUACAUACUCAUCUUCCCCCAACACCAACACUCUCUUCCUCCCUUCUCUCACCUCACCAAAAUGGAGGCCUUGUUGCUGUGGACUGCUUUAGCUGCAUUGCUAUCCCAAAACUUUCUCCUUCCCGUCGUUUCCACUCCCACUUUCGUCGAAGACCAGAAGAAUUACUACACCCCCGACCCCAACGCACAACCUCCUCCUGCAGUUACAUACCCUCCUCCGUAUAGCUCGGGAGGCGGCUCGCCACCCACGCACAGACCACCUUCCCACGGAGGCGGCGGCUCGACCCCCUCACACGGAGGCACGCCGCCAUCCAACUGCGGCGGCAGCCCCCCGAGCGGAGGCCACCACCACACUUCACCCCCUUCCGGGGGAGGAGGGUACUACAACUCCCCUCCUUCCACCCCCACCCCGACUCCCACCACGCCUUACACCCCAACCCCGACCCCCACCACGCCUUACACCCCAACCCCGACCCCCACAACGCCUUACACCCCAACCCCAACCCCCUCCACGCCGACGCCGACCGUUAGGACGCCGCCAACCUCUCCCAUCGACCCGGGCACCCCGACCACGCCGACCCCCGGCAUCGCCGUGCCGUCGCCUCCGUUCUCCUUCGAUCCCAACUCCCCGCCUUUCACCUGCACUUACUGGAGGAAUCACCCCCAGCUAAUAUGGGGGCUGUUUGGCUGGCUGGGAACAGUGGGCGGCGCCUUCGGAACCGGGACCGGCGCCGGCACCGGUGCCGGUGUCGGCACGGGCACCCCGCCGAUCGCGGGGGCGAACAUGAACUUGCUGGAGGCUCUGUCGAACACGCGCACCGACGGCAUCGGAGCGCUGUACAGGGAAGGCACGGCGGCGCUGCUCAACUCCAUGGCGCACACGAGGUUCCCCUACAGCAGCAACCAGGUGAGGGAUAGCUUCGUGAGAGGGCUGAGCUCCAACAGGGCGGCGGCGGCGCAGGCGCAGCUCUUCAAGAUGGCUAAUGAGGGUAGAAUGAGGCCCAGAGCAUGAUGAUAUCAAAAUAGAAAAUAUUGUUGAUUUAUGUGUGCUGGUUUCACUUGUUUAGGGUUGUGUUUAUUUCAAGACGGAUACCAAUGUCAUCAUGCUUUCUUAUUUUAAAUAUCAAUCUAGUGAUUUGUUUUGUGGAUGUGGUGGUGGUGAUGUAUCCUAAUUAAGCAUGCUAUUUUCAAUUAAUGAUUUUUU